This is a messenger RNA of Onychostruthus taczanowskii (white-rumped snowfinch), 867 nucleotides long. It is a transcript of the gene ENTR1, whose product is annotated as endosome associated trafficking regulator 1. The record is from RefSeq and is a predicted model, not a curated record. Gene Ontology annotation, cellular component: recycling endosome; ciliary basal body; centrosome. Gene Ontology annotation, biological process: positive regulation of protein localization to cilium; positive regulation of cilium assembly; regulation of cytokinesis. NCBI's taxonomy places the organism in Eukaryota, Metazoa, Chordata, Aves, Passeriformes, Passeridae. The transcript has 7 exons. The coding region runs from base 48 to 803 and encodes 251 amino acids.
GUCCGCUCCGAGAGGGAGGCCCCGCCCCUCACCGCCCUCAGGCGGCCAUGGCCGUGCCGGAGCCGCUGCCGGGGGCCCCGGCCGAGCCCAACCCCUUCUCCUUCCGCGAGUUCGUCCGCUCCAAGUCCCGCGGCGGGGACGCACAGGCGGCUCGGGCCGGGCCCGCCGUGCCCCCGCUGCCCGCGGUGCCCGCAGAGUCGGGGGACGAGCAGGAGGAGGAGGAGGAAUGGAGCGAGAGCUACCGGCCGCUGGCCGUGGAGCAGGCCCACCUGGGCAGCGCCGGAGCCGCCGCGGGGCCGGCCCCGGUCCCGAGCUACGAGCAGCUAAAAGAAGAGAAUGCUAUUUUGAGAAGCAAGAUCAAUAAGCUUCAGAUUCUGGCUGAAACUCAAGCAGACAAGAUGAGGAAGCUUGAGAAGAAGCUUGAGGAAAACAAAAUCAAAGAAGAAAAGGAAGCACAGGAUUUGGAAGCAAUGGUGCAGCACGUGGAGCAGAAUCUGCAGCUGAUGACUAAAAGGGCUGCCAAGGCUGAGAACAGUGCUGCCAGACUGAGGCAGGAGAAUGCCCAGCUGCAGGCUGAGCUGCGGAAUUCCCGGCGGGAGCGGGAGGAGCUGCGGGCGGGCCAGGCGGGAUUGGCCGCGGCCAGGCGGAACGCGGCGGCGGCGCUGCAGCGGCUGCUGCAGGUGACAGCCAGCUCCCGAGCGUCCAUCAGGCAGCUGCUGUCUGGGGCAGAAUCCCUGCAGCUCGUGGCCGAUCUCCUGAAAUCCAUAGACAGAAUCUCUGAGGUGGCAGAGCACGGACAGUGAGUGCCUCACGCAGCACGGACGACUUUGUUUUCAUACGGAAACCGUUACUAAAAAGUGAAUUUUU